Molecule: messenger RNA, 1512 nt
Organism: Oreochromis aureus
Lineage: Eukaryota; Metazoa; Chordata; Actinopteri; Cichliformes; Cichlidae
Exons: 3
Coding region: 31-1512 (493 amino acids)
Molecular function (GO): nucleic acid binding
Source: RefSeq, a predicted model, not a curated record
GUCAGUCAGAACCGCAGGACGAGAGGAAAAAUGUCUUCAACCUUGGAUAUUCAGCAGCUGUUACCAAUCAAAGAAGAACUUGAUGAGUGGAGCCCUGAUAUGGAGCAGCAAGUCCAGCUCCUCAGCAUAAAGAAGGAAGAGGAGGAGGAAGCUGACAUCACUGAUUUCCCGCUCGCUGCUGCUGCUGCGGUGAAGAGUGAAAAUGAAGAGAAAGUGCACUCACUGUUUCAUCAUGUUAAAAACGAAUAUACGGACGAGGAGGAGCCUCAGACCAGCAGCUCAGGUGUCCAUCAUGUGUUUGAUAUUAAAGAAGAGGUUUCCCAUGAAUGGAGCCCGAGUGCGAAUGAGCAGGACUCAGACUUCUUCCAGGAAGAAGAGCAGGAACGCUGCAUUGGCCAGGAUGGACUGCAGGAGGAUGACAGACGUGCAACAGCUCCCAGAACCUUUCCGAUGCCAAUAUUCAGUGUUGCGUCCCGCAAUGCAUUUCAACGCCUCAAACUUGAACAGAGAGAAAAAAUCAAAUUCUGCGUGCAAACCAGGAUAUCUGUGAAGAAAACCUUCAAAAUGCUUCAGGAAGUUUACGGCAGCAAAGCAAUGAGCCGAUCAAGAUGCAAAGAUUGGUAUUUAUGCUUCAAAAAUGGCAGAACAUCCGUCGAUGAUGAAACGAGGUCAGGGCGACCCAGCACGAGCACAACUCCCAAGCACAUCCGAGAAAUCGAUCGACUUGUGCACCAGGAUUUACGGAUCUCCAUGAGGGAGAUUUCUGCCAUUCUCAACGUGUCAUUCGGAACGGUCCAGGCGAUCCUGACGUCCACUUUGAACCUGCACCAAGUGGCUAACAAGUUUGUGCCCAGGCUACUGACUCCCGAGCUGAAGCAAAAUCGUUUACAAACCUGCAAGGAUCUCUGUCAACAGACGCGAGAUGACCCAACGUUCAUGUCCCGGAUCAUAACUGGCGAUGAAAGCUGGGUGUAUGGCUGCAAGCCUGGAAAAGCAAGGAAGGUGAAUCCGACAAGGAGCAAGAUCAAGGUCAAGCUCAUCGUCUUCUUUGACAUUCACGGGGUGGUGCAUCGGGAAUUUGUUCCCGACGGUCAGGCGGUUGAUGCCCCGUUCUACCUCAACGUUAUGACGCGUCUCAGGAAGAACAUCGAGGCCAAACGACCUGAACUGUGGCAGAAAGGCGACUGGCUGCUCCAUCACGACGACACACCCGCCCACAACGCACUGAAAGAGUGCCAUUAUUUCUGCUACACCGACACAAAUCUCAUUCUUCACCCACAGCACUCACCAGAUUUGGCCCCCUGCGACUUCUUCCUCUUCCCCAAAAUCAACGCCAAGUUGAGGGGACAUUUUUUUGACACAGUGGAGGAGUUCCAGCAUGCGUCGCUGAUAGUACUGGAUUCACUGGGAGAAGAGGACUUCCACAGAGCUUUCACAGCGUGGCAGCAGCGCUGGGUGUGGUGUGCUGCUGUGCAAGGCAACUACUUGGCAGCGAAUGGUGGCCAGAUUUAA